AUGGAGAAAGUAAUUAGCAUCACUAGGUGUCAUAACAAUCAACUAUGGUUAGUCCUUCUUGUCUCUUUUCUCCUAUUUGUCCUAUUUAUCAGUUUCGAUUCUUCGGCUUUGAUUCGAGACCAAAACAACUGGUAUUUCUCCACUAUCAUCUAUGGUGAUCACAAGUCUAGUGCUAAUACUUAUGUGAAAUAUUCCAACGAUGAUUAUGAAGAAACUGAGGAUGGAAAUUCAGAUUCGUGCUUUGGUCGGUAUAUAUAUAUGCAUGAUCUUCCUAGUCGUUUCAACGACGAUGUGAUCAAGAAUUGCAGGUCACUAGUUAAAUGGUUUGAUAUGUGCCCUUAUCUAGUAAAUGAAGGUUUUGGUUCUCAGAUUCACAAUCCUAUGAAUGUUUUAUCAAAGAAUGGAUGGUUCGCAACAAACCAAUUCAUGCUAGAAAUCAUUUUCCGCGAUCGAAUGAAGAAGUACGAGUGCUUAACCAACAAUUCAUCGCUAGCUUCCGCGAUUUUUGUACCAUUUUACGCUGGUCUUGAUGUUGGCAGGUAUUUAUGGGGUUACAACAUUACAGUACGAGACUCUGUUGGGGUUGAUUUGGCAAAAUGGCUUGCGAGUAAGCCUGAAUGGAAAAGAAUGUCCGGUAGAGACCAUUUCUUUAUCUCGGGGAGAAUCGGUUGGGAUUUUCAUCGACAAACGUCCAAUGAAGGAGACUGGGGGAGCAAACUAAUGAAGCUGCCUGAAUUUAUGAACAUGACAAUGUUAUCAAUUGAGACAACUUCAUGGAGCAAUGAAUUUGGGAUACCUUACCCUACAUACUUCCAUCCAUCUAGUGACCAUGAAGUACUUGAAUGGCAAACGAAAAUGAGACGCAUAAAGAGGCCUUACUUGUUCUCAUUUGUAGGUGCUCCAAGACCAGGAAAAAAUGACUCAAUCCGGGAAGAACUCAUGGAACAAUGUAUCGCUUCAGGAAAGAAAUGCCAACUGUUUUCGUGUUUCAGUUCGAGUCAAAAGAGUUGUGACAAUCCUGUUGAUGUGAUGAACGUGUUUCGACGCUCAGCUUUCUGCUUACAACCUUCCGGUGACUCCUUCACAAGGCGAUCGAUUUUCGAUUCAAUCUUGGCAGGUUGCAUACCGGUUUUCUUCCACCCUGGAUCGGCCUACGCGCAAUAUAUAUGGCACUUACCAAAAGAUUACACCAAAUAUUCAGUCUUAAUAUCUGAAUUUGAUGUGAGAAGUAGGAAUAUCAGCAUCAAUGAGACAUUGAAGGGGUUUUCCAAGAAACAAGUUUUGAGUAUGAGAAAGGAAGUUAUAAGGCUUAUUCCCAACAUCAUCUAUGCUAAGUCCAAGUUAGAGGACCUGGAAGAUGCAUUUGACAUGGCAAGUAAGGGAGUGCUUGAAAGAGUGGAUAAUAUUAGAAGGAAGAUUGAGGAUGGAAAGGAUCCUAGUAUUGGUUUUGCUGAAGAGAAUUCUUGGGUUUCCAAGUUGAUUGGGAUAGGAAGAGAAAAUGAGUGGGAUCGUUUCUUUUAA
This is a messenger RNA of Tripterygium wilfordii, 1521 nucleotides long. RefSeq names its product probable xyloglucan galactosyltransferase GT12. The transcript has a single exon. Gene Ontology annotation, molecular function: glycosyltransferase activity. NCBI's taxonomy places the organism in Eukaryota, Viridiplantae, Streptophyta, Magnoliopsida, Celastrales, Celastraceae. The record is from RefSeq and is a predicted model, not a curated record. The coding region runs from base 1 to 1521 and encodes 506 amino acids.